Molecule: messenger RNA, 1961 nt
Organism: Syngnathoides biaculeatus (alligator pipefish)
Lineage: Eukaryota; Metazoa; Chordata; Actinopteri; Syngnathiformes; Syngnathidae
Gene: slc6a14
Product: solute carrier family 6 member 14
Exons: 15
Coding region: 24-1961 (645 amino acids)
Biological process (GO): sodium ion transmembrane transport
Cellular component (GO): membrane
Molecular function (GO): L-proline transmembrane transporter activity
Source: RefSeq, a predicted model, not a curated record
UUUUUUUUUCUUUUUGCGGAAUUAUGAAAAUGACUUUUUUUUGGCAAGCGGUGGAUCACAGCAAAACCAACAACUUUUCCCAGUUAGACUUUCCACUAACUGGAAGCAGCUGCAACAACAUGAGGAAAUACUGCUACAAUCCUCCCAAAGACGCGCCCAUCAUAACCGCUCAGGAUCCUCCUGUGGUUGAUGCCGCUGCUGAGAAUCCUGAACGUGGUAACUGGACCAACAAGACAGAAUACAUGCUCUCCUUGACAGGUUACGCAAUUGGUCUGGGAACCAUUUGGAGAUUUCCAUAUUUGGCCUUUAAGAAUGGCGGGGGUGCCUUUGUUAUUGCCUAUUUCACCAUGUUGGUUUUGUUCGGGAUUCCUCUUUACUUCCUGGAGAGUGCCAUCGGUCAGUUCGCCAGUCAAGGCACAGUCAACGCAUGGAGAGCAGUGCCGCUACUUCAGGGUGUCGGCGUCGGCUCGGUCUUGUCAACCGGCCUGAUGUCAAUAUACUACAACGUCAUCGUGUCCUAUGGUUUGUUCUACCUUUUUGCCUCCUUCCAAUCUCCUUUGCCGUGGUUGAAGAGCCUCAGUUGGGGAGACAGAAACUGCAGCGACAAGCCUUCAGUGGCCAACUGGACUCAGGACAACUUAACCUGCAUGUCAUCCGACAACCUCGAUGUUCGAGUGCACAGCCCCAGUGAGCAGUACUGGGAUGGCGUGGCUCUACAGAGAUCCAGUAGUAUCGAGGAGACGGGCCCCAUCGUUUGGCACUUGGCUGUCUGUUUGCUGCUGAUCUCCAUCGUUGUGAGUGUGGUGCUCAUCAAAGGAAUCAAGUCCUCAGGAAAAGUGAUGUAUUUCACCACUUUGUUCCCGUGUGGGGCGCUUGUGAUCCUGCUGAUCAGGGGCGUGACACUUGAGGGAGCCAGAGAUGGGAUAGACUUCUACAUCGGUGCUAAAUCCAACUUCACUAAACUGGCAGAAGUGGAGGUCUGGAAGGACGCUGCAACUCAGACUGCGUUUGCGCUUGCAAUUGCUGGUGGAGGACUUGUGACUCUUGCUUCUUACGGCAGGUUCCACAACAACGUGUUCGUGGACUCGCUGGUCAUUAGCGUUAUCAACCACGCUGCAAGUUUUUUAGCAGGCUUUUCCAUCUUUUCCAUUUUGGGUCACAUGUCCCACAUCUACCAAGUUCCGAUUGGAGAAGUGGUAAAAGAUGGAUUCGGUCUGGCAUUCAUUGCAUACCCGGAAGCCCUAACGAAGCUUCCCAUCCCCACCCUUUGGUCAAUCCUCUUCUUCUUCAUGAUAUUCAUCGUCGGCCUCGACUCUCAGUUCACAACUUUCGAAGUGAUCGCCACCACCUUCAUGGAUGCUUUCCCUAAGUCUAGGCGGGCCUAUGUAAGUGUAGGAUGUUCCUGUAUCUGCUUCUUGCUAGACCUGCCAAUGGUCACAAAGGCAGGAAUAUACUGGGUAACUCUCUUGGACACGUUCCUUGGAAACUCAGUACUGAUUGUUUUGGCUCUGAUGGAGAUCAUUGGCUUCUGCUACAUAUAUGGUAUGAACCGAUUAAUUGAGGACAUUGAGAUGAUGAUCGGGAAAAAGAGCUUCUGGUUCUGGCUGUGGUGGAGAGUAUGUUGGUUUUUUAUCAGCCCCUGUAUCCUGUUGGUCAUCCUGGUGUGGUCUGUGAAGUCAUUUAAGCCCCCCAGCUACGGAGAGGUAAAGCUCCCAUCUUGGGCAGUAGCGGUGGGUUGGUGUGCUACUGCUCUCCCACUCAUAUGGAUCCCUGUCAUUGCUGUUUACAAGAUGAGCAGAGCAGAAGGAAACCUUUGGAAGCGCCUGAAGUCACUGUGUUCCCCUGCGGAAGAAUGGCAUCCUUUUCUGGACAUGCAUCGAGGCGAGCGCUACUCAGAUGAAUGCUGCCAAAAACCAGCAGAUGACCGACAAAUGUCAAUGCCAGUGUUCAGUGCUUUGUGA